Messenger RNA from Lindgomyces ingoldianus, 11310 nucleotides. RefSeq lists its product as uncharacterized. NCBI's taxonomy places the organism in Eukaryota, Fungi, Ascomycota, Dothideomycetes, Pleosporales, Lindgomycetaceae. The record is from RefSeq and is a predicted model, not a curated record. The coding region runs from base 366 to 11282 and encodes 3638 amino acids. The transcript has a single exon.
CAUUCGUCUUGACUUUCAAGCCUUCACUCACCCCUCUCUCUUUUCUCGGCUUGCGCCUUUCAACGACUUCGAGGCGUGCCAAGAGCGCCAAUUUAGCGACGUGGCAUUCACUUUUGGGGCGCUGUCGCGAAUCCGGCAGCCGCCGGCUGGGCGAGAUGUGCAGCUGAAUAUCUGGAUGGAAUUCAUUUCUCUUCUUUCCCGUCUCAAAUCUCCAGUGGCCGGCUUGGGCUCUUUCCUCCCACUCCCGCUCCCUAUGAAUAAAGUAUAUCGUCCUUUGUGACACUCUCCCCGAGCACCACGUUUUACUACAAUGCGGAUAUCGUGACGGUUUCUCCGUGUUUCCACUCAACCAGACCAUUCCCGAGAUGGAGACUCAUCAUAUCUCGGUCACGGAAACGACCCCAACGCCUGUUGCAAUCAAAUCAGAAGAGAUCUCGAAACCUACUCUUGCCGUCAACAUCGUAUCUCUCGGUAAUGGAUAUCAAACCCCAGCGGAGGAGCUGCAACAGUCGGCCAUCAUCUUUAUGAAAAAAAAUGCUGACAAUGAAUCCGCCGAUGAACUAGACGCCAUCUCAGAAGCUCGGGACGAGCCACUUGGUAUUCAAACUGAGACACCAGGAGCCAAGGCCUUGGAGGCAGCAGCAGAUGAUGCGUUGGCAAGAGUAGAACACGAAAUUGGUGUGUGGAUUCUGAUUGGGUUAUAUAUUCGGGUGGCAUUAGGUGACAUCGGCCCGUUCGAAUCUGAUUCCUUUCUGCCAAUUAUCGAAAGCUGUGUGCCGGAGUUGGUAGCCGCACUAGAUGGAGCAUCGCUCCGCAUUCUAAAACUCAUUGUCGACCUUGUUAUCCAGAAGCUACCGGUUCGCGAUGUACCUGAUAAUGAUCGUGGAUUCCUUGUAUCCUAUUACAAGGCUCUUUCUAAGAGGCAAAAUUUCUUCGCCCACAUGUUAGCUAGAUCCUUUGAGAGCCUGACCCCACCACCCAUCGAGCCGGAACCGAGUUCCAUCUGGGUCUACAUCCAAGAUUUCAUAUCGAAACCGCUUCAAUCAGAUUCCCUUUUAGAAUACUCUGCUGGAGAAAUCGCCGAUGCAGCAAUUCUAGCAUGGAUCAAGGCUCCACCGUUGAAGGAAAUCUUAUUAUUUAGUGCCUUUUGUUCUAGGCCCCCGACGGUUCCAGGCUGGACACUUCCUCCCAGAGUCAACUGCAGCUCACAUUGGUCGAUUUUCACAAUAUUUGCGGGAGAGACUCACUUCCUCGACGUCUCGGAAAGUACCGAGGGACAGACCACUCAAACGCCGUUUCCCACCACCGUCGAAACGCACGUCACGGCAUGUGAAUCUUGGACGGUGGAUGCCUUUAAUGUUAUAAUCACGAAUGCUAAUGGCGUAGAAUGCCGUCUUGAAAUUGGCGAGGGGAUUUGGGAGAACGAUGGGUCUAAAUCGUGGACACUUCGGUGGCAGGACCACCUUGGCCAAUUGUGGGGUUUCUCUGCUACGGAAAAAAGCAUAUCUCUCGACCGGAUCUCGAAUUCAAAAUUCAAGGAGAUACAUUGGUCCUUCAAAGGAACGGAUGGCAUCGUCUCUCCUAAUAUGGAUCCUUCAUGGACAUUCAUGUGCGGGUGGCUUCCAUCGCGGACCCUGCCAUUUUCUUGGACGACGACCACACAAAGCUCAAACAUUGCAAUGUUCUUCAAGCCUUUGAUAUCCAAUAUCGAAAUUUUCAAUAGUACAACCCUCGGAGAUAUUCUUGCAAUCUUCUUCCCUGGCAAUGAGGUCUACCAAGCCCUGUUUCAUCGCUUACCCCAACCUAUCGCGGGAUUUUGUUCUACUACGACUCGUCUUAGUUUCUCCGAUAUUGAUGUUAAGUAUCUUCACACACCAACCGGAAACCUAGCAAUCAAGCGGAUCAAUAUCCCGAUUCCUUUAGAGGAGGUAGCCGACUCAAACUCACUUAUCUCUCUGUGUGGAGCCCAAAUGAGUGUUUCCGAUCUUAAUUUGGUCAUUGAAAUCCCUGGCACGGAGGCCGCUAAGCUCGUGUUGAUCUUGUCUGCGGAAACAGCUCUUAGAGAUUCAGAGAUGGCGCUGCAGUUCGAAUUUGAGUUGGUAGGAACGAGAUCUAGAAGUGUGGUGGUCCGAAUCGAUGAAUGUGUCAGCUUGCUAGAUCUCAUCUCUCUAUUCCCAAAGGCUAGUCUUCAUCUGCUAAAGAUACCAUUCGAACUUGAAACAGGGAAUCCCAGCAACAAUGCGAUUAACCAAAUGUUUGACCGUACCGCUGAGACCUGCGCAAAAACCGACUCGAGCCACUCAAUGCGGAUGUUAGACACCUCUGUUUUAUCCAGAAUCGUCGACAAUCCGGCUAGAGAACCCGGCCAAUUGUAUGAUCCUCUCCACCCUUUCUCACUCAUCCAGCCGAAGGAAGAAUCCAGUUCAUCAAAGGCGUCAAUGCCUUCCUCGAUUCAGCUUCACCAUAUCACAAUAUCCGCGCCUACCUCUGAGAUGUCAGCCGAAUCGGGAGCCCUACGUCUGGCUGCGAACGCCUUUUGGGAUAGAUGGAAGUCGAUCAUUUCCAAGAAAAUUCUUCCGAGUUGGACGGUUGAGCCCGUUGAGAUAUCCUUUUCACCUAGAGGAAAUACUAGUCAAAAAGGAGAGGAAGACCUAGAGUUUGAGGCAAAGAUCAAAAUUACCAUCGAAGUUUCGAGUUCCGGUGAAAACUCCUUCUCCAAUGCCGAGACGGAAGCGGACUACAUACUUUCCUGGGGACAAGAUCCAGAGGCUGGGCCUCGCGAGGAAGAUGAUAUCACCUUCGAUUUAGACCUCAGUAGUGAAGUGGAGGAGCUGGAGGACGACGUUCGCAAAGCUCCAGUCCUGCCCGCCCCCUCGCGCCUAUAUCUCACCCUCAACGCUCGGUACCAGCACCUGCACGCUGGAUUUAGUUCCGAUUUCACUAUCUCUCCAAGCAGCGGGGGAAUGAUUAGUGUCGCCCAAAUGCUCGGUGUCAUGCCCGUCGGAAAUAUUUCGAAGAUCCUUGCUGAUAGUUCUCUUCCCGGCAUCAUAUCAAUGACCAAGUUGCAUUUACGCCGCUUUUGGUCUCCCGUCGCUUCUCCCGGCGAAACGGAGGAAUACGCCAGAUGGACCAUUGAGGCCGAGGCCUCAACGUUGUCACUAUUACCUCGUAUUUUAGCAGUCGAGAAUGCCAGUGUCCAUAUCGUUAAUGCCCUAGAGAACUUUUCAUGCACCGGUCACGGUUUUGCUCGCAUUGGAAAAUUGAGAAAACUGGUUGAGGUCUCUUUUGAAAUGCCAGGGCCUAAGAAACAUGGAUCCAUUAUUAUCGGCUCUCCUCUGGGUCUCUUACUUGCUGAUUUGCUUGAGGUCUUCAAUCUGUCGGGUUGCGGUGACUUCCCGUUGAUUGGAAAAGUCUUGGACAUUGAGCUUCUUCGAGUGGAAGUAGCCUUUCGAUGGGAUAGUAUAUCCUCUACUUUCAAAGUAGCUGGACUCUCUUGCAACAUCCGAGCAAUCGAUGAGUUGGUCAUGGAUAAUCUUACCCUGACACAAUUGACGGCUAGACUAUCAUAUAGCAAGGAGGCAUGUUUCCACGAAAUCAAAGACGAACAUGGAGAAAACACAGACACCUACGUAUUCACUGCUACCGCCUCUACCAUGGAAGACAACCUUGACGUUUUUGUAGACUGGAACAGCUGCAACGAACUUCUUAUUAAGGCUCGCUUCCAGCCUACAGCACCCAUAGAUCUGCCUAAGAUCGUUGGCCACUUCCACAAUGGCUUGAGUUGGCCCCCUUUCCCGUUCCUCGACCAGGCCCGAUUUAUCGAAGGGCGCACCUGCCUUUCUGCCACGGGCAAAGAAUUAUGGACCGAUAUGUUCGAGUCCGCUUUCGGUGACCUCUUUGCCUCGUCAAUAGACACUCUAGCAACCCAAUUCGAGAUGGAAUUGGGCGAUACCCAUAUCAUUUGGCAGACUAGGAAAUUGGGGAUUCUUCUGAAAUUCGGCUCUUCCAAAUCUAUGACAUUUCUGGCCUUGCUUCGACUCAUUAUAGGUCCUGACAUCUUCGACUCGAUAUUCUCCUUCCUGGACGAUCUUUUGCUUGACUCUGGUCAGAUCAUGAUUACCGACCAUUUACGUUGGUUCAUUCCCUGCAUUAACUUCCGAGGCCCUCGCAUGGCUUUAUCGUUUUCUAUGACCUCGAUCGGCGACUGCGAUAUCAAACUCGCCUUUGAAGCGCUUGAAGAUGUCAGGAGUCUUGAACUACUAGCAGAAGUCUUCCCAGUUUCCAUAUCUACUGUUCCGCCUCUCCUCUCCCAGCUCUAUUUCCAGAACGGUACCAUGAGCUGUGUGUACUCAGAACAGGGAGUAUCUGUUUCUGGUUUCACUGCAACCCUUGCGAGCUCCCAGUUCAAUGCGAAUGCUACCUUGCUUCAGGAUUGUUUCGAACUUAGAGUGUUUCCUCGGAAUGACUUGACGGCAAUCAAUGUCCUAGAGCUAUUGCGGCCAGGUCUCGGACCAAUACGUCUCCCACUACUCCAGAAUCUCCAAUUCAUCAAGGCCAAUAUGUCUGUUAAGAUGAACGGAGACAUCCGUUUUAUCAACUGGGCCCUUAAACUCUCCACCCCGCAUCUCGAUGUCACUCUAGCAGCGCAAGAAGACACACAGGCCAUUGUUAUCAAGAUCAAGCCAACAGCGCCAUACACUCUCACGAUGAUAGUGGCAGAUAUUGUGCUGCCCAACACCAUCCUCGGACUAGAAUCUUUCUGCCAGAAGUUUAAUGCUAGUAUAGACUCCGUCACAAUUGUUAUGAAGUUUGACGACUGUGGUGUUCAUCUCGAAGCCUUUGACAUCAUCGUAUCUAACGAAUCAUCCAUCAAUCUCCAUGGGAUAAUGCUACGCGCUCCGAGGAUUCAAUAUAGGAUUAGAAACGAUAUUAUUCCACCAUCCCGGUCUGGGGACACUGCGACAGAUUGCGGGCCCGAUGCCCACGUAGGGACAGCCACUAUCCCUAGCACUGAUAACCGUAAUCCAGAUCUACCAUCCUGCUUCUUCAUCGGAAACGUCGACAUUGGGGCAGAUAGAAUGGUUUUGCAAAUCUCCCUUCCUCUGAAUGGGCCCACUGCCGGUUCCCUUGCCUUCUCUUUAGUCCCGCUUCCUGGGACGUCAAUCAGCACCUCAUCCUUGUGUUCCUUGACUGGUGCUAGCGCCAGUUUUCUUGCUGAGCCAAAGGGCUUCGUGUUUCCUAGCGAGCUGCAAAUCGAGGGUAUUCUAGGAAGCAUUUCUUUGGGCAAUGAGGGGAUGAUCCGGAUUGAAUCCUUGAAGGCCGGGGUUCGUCUAGGACGCAGCCUUCCCCUUAUCUCCACCCCAAAGAUCCAGCUCAGUAACCCUACACUCUUCUUGAAUUACGCGGAACAACGCGAUCUUGCCUUCCAGCUUUCAGCGCAGUUAGUCAUCGGAGAGGUCAGCCUCAGAGUAGCUUAUUCUCGAGGCGAAGACGGUAGCGAUUGGUUUACCUGUGAACCCGAAACAAUUGCCGAAGCGGUUCCCUUCAAUUUCAGCUCGCUUCUCGACUUGGUUGGCCUCGAUGUGGACUCAUAUGUCCUUCCCCCAGUUCUAGUUGGACGGCCAAGUCUUGAAUUCGAUACUCUGAAGCUGAGUUUGCCGCAGACCGGCAGGCUAAAGUUGGCGGUAUCUGGAACAACUGUGUGGAAAAUGAAUAUUGGUGGUAUGUCGAUUAACCUUGAGCAGAUUUCCGUAGACCUAGAGUUUGUUCCUAUGGCUGAUAUUGUGCCGAUGAAUUGCAACAUUUCCCUCUCUGGCGACGUCUGCCUGGGGGACAUCAUUUCUCGGGCUAAACUCGAGUUGCGAACGGACAGAAAACCAUGCCUGACUGCCACGUUACAGAAUCCUAGCAAUGGCGUCGGAAAUAUUAAUCUGGAAGCUGUUCUAGCAGGUGCUGGCCGCAUUACUAGUAGCGGUGAUAGUAUGCUUCCGGAUGCGCUCAAAUCUUUCGAAAUGGACACUAUUGGACUAACCCUUGAAGCCGACUUUGAGAAUUCUAGUAUUUGCUUAUCGGGUCACUUUGGUGAUUUUGGCUCAGGAAUUUUCCGGCGCGUGCCCAGUACCUUUGGAAGUCAUCAGUCCAUCAUUGCUCUCUCUACGAAGAAUGCCGCCACACUGUGGCCCUCGCUUUGGUCGAACAUUAAAACCGUCGUUAGGGAUACGGAAGUAGCUCUCGUUAUCUUAUCCCACGCUACGAAAAUACCCUUCUUAGAGGCUUUGAUUAGUGAGGACCCAGGCAUGGAAAUCGCCAAGCCUUAUUGGCCCUUGAUCGAGUUCCUUCAACGCAAGCAACGAGCAGAACAACUCAAGAAUGUGGGGCCGGGGGCGUUGAUAGCUGCUUCUGUCCGUCUAGCUGGCUCGAAUCCACCUACCGCCGCGCCGUUCCGCACCUUAACAUCUACUUUAGAAGAGUCUCCCGAUGCAGCAAUGACCCUUUUUGCGAACAUCAGCCCAUCACCAGAAGACUCUAUCGUAGAGGUUUCAUUCCAAGGGUUGCGCUUGCUAGGCGGUUGCAUCACGCUCUGGGGGAACGGACAGUAUGAUUUCAAGAACGAGAAGCUCACUGCUUAUGCUUUCAUCAAAAUUAAGCACGAGACGAUUGAGGAGCCGCUUAAAUUUAGAGUCAAUGUCACAAUUGAUGAUAGGAAAGUGACAUUUGAGUCACCUGACGACAUCACAUUUCGGGAGCCAGUUGUCGCACAUUUCAAAGUGAUGAAGAGACUCGAAAUUCGGAACAUACGCGUGUCGGGAAGAACCAUGGCGAGCGCCCUUCGGGUUGAUUCUGCUAGUAUUCCCUCUCCGAACCCUUCUUCUAUGGUGCCUCAAUCGCUAUUCUUAAUUCUCCAAGGUGAAGCACAUGUAGGCAAGCACGUUGCAACCGGAUCCAUUCUCCUUCCAGGUGGGAAGCCCAAAGCGGCCGCCAUCGAAUUCACGCCAGAGACGAAGAUUCCUAUUUCUGAAUGGAUCGAAUCCCUAUUCGGGUCUAAAGUAGACGUGCCCAAGAUGGAACUAUCAGGGUUGAAUAUGGCGUACUCUCUGUCCAACGACAUCAUCAAAUACGAGGAAACAGGCCUAGAGUUGCGUCCAGGAUACCAUGUGAGGGCUACCGUCACCAUUUUCGGGAAGAUCUUCAACACUGCGAUCGAAAUGAGCGAAGAUGGACAUGGAUUCACUUUAACGAGCACAUGUGAUGGAGCAAUCGAUCUCGGUAUCGUACAGCUCACUCCUUUGGCUGGUCCAGCCUCGCAAGCCUCAGCUAUGGGCCCGAUGAUCACACUCACCAAGACAUCAAAUGCUGUUGACUUCCAGUUUCACUCUGGGUUGACUCUAUUUGGCUGCGAAGGGCAUUCCCUGCGGCUCUCCUACAAGGACUCAAAGUUCGCAGGAGAGGCAACGUACAAGGGCUGGUUGUUUGGCAUCGAAAAUCCCAAAUUCGACUUAAGUUUCUCGGAGUCUGGUGAAUGCGGCACGGGUGACUUUACCCUCCUUCAAAAUCUCCCAGGGAAAGAUCUCGCGGAAGGCAUUAAGAGCGCGUCUACAAGGGAUAAAGGCUGCAAGUGCGGACAAUUAGAAUUACCACUAGAUGAUGCGGAGUGUAAUGUGAGGUUUUCUCUGAGACUUCCGUUCGCCGAUCAUCGAGUCUCGAAGGAGUUGUUCAAGCUGUUCGCGAAAGUCAGCGUUGGGAUCAGUAUCGGUAAGUUCAGCACCACUAUCGAUCUCGGAAACUUGGAAGUGCCGAUUCCGUUUCCGAUAAGCAAAGAAAGCUUGCCGGAGGCGCUGGAACAGACUACACGGAAGAACUUGGAGAAAAUUGGAGAGCAAAUCUUGAGGCAAAAGCGGAAGUUUGCCGGCCUCGUUGGCGCUCUUAUUGCGAAAGGAUUGAGCAAGAGGACAACGGAGCAAUUGAUUUGCCGGAAAGUGAAAAGCAAGGAGCUCGUCAAACAUGCGAUAAGCACUACAUUAGCCGUGGCUUCAGUCAGCGGCGUGGCUGCUUCCGCGGUUAGCACGGCGGUUGGUGCAUCAUUGAGUCUCGGAACAGGAGCAAUCGGAGCAUUUACAGGCCCCAUUGGCACGGUCUUUACUACUUACCUGAUCGCUUCUACCGCCGUGAGGGCUAUCACGACUCCGAUUAGUAUUGCAAUGGGUACUUCGGGCGUAGGCAUUAAGCUCGGGUUUCUGUUGACUGCCCCAGUCAGAAAGACGGUAAAAGGAGUUGCUGGCUCAGUUCCCCUCAAUGACGACGAUAGCACCGAUAGUGACACCGAUGGCGAAGGUGAGGAUUUCGCGUCCGCCCGCGACGAAAUGAACCGAAUGUACAAGCAGCGAGAAACGGAGAUCCUGGAGGAUCAGCGACGGCAGCAGGCGACGCUCCAAGAGGUGAAGAAGAAAAUCGAGGGAAUGCUCGUGUUGAGUGGCCCGCCCAGGCUAGAGUAUGUGGUUGACGAUGAGAAUCGGUCCUGCGCCAUGCAUGUAGACUGGUCUGCUGUUCUGCCAAAAGAAGAGGGUUUCGACUUCGAUGACUAUCAGGGCUUCUCGUGGGAUGUGGAGAUCGGCCCAAAAGAUACACCGGAAGGUCCCAUUACUCGGACUACCGUUGGAGAAACCACGUGGACCUCGUACCCGGACGAAAAGUACCUCCAAUCAAGGACUAUGUAUGCCAAGGUCAGGGCCAGAUUCACGGCCAGGUGUGAGGACGAGAGCGAAGAUUUUGUAGCUAGUGCGUGGACUACGACGUAUGCGCAUCGUCUUCAGAUGCUUAAUGUACCCGAAGAAGUUCACCUAACAAUCACGAAGGAAUUAAAAGCAUUGGUGUUGGAAAUAUCGCCCUGUAUUUCCACCACAGUUACCCACAGAGUGCAGCUCAUCUCAAAGCUAAAGAAUGGGACGACUGGGGAGAUCCGAGAAACAACAGUAUCCGAAAUCACUCUUAGCGGAACAAAAAUAACGAUACCACUACUUAGUCUCAACAUCAUUGAGCCAUGCGACCUCCUCGCCAAAGUGAGUCAAGUGGCCACUGAUCCCUCAACAAAUGAGGCGGACUCAUUCCCAAUUCAGUCUGCGGAGACCUUGGAGGUUCGUCAUUGCGAGAUGCAGACACAGUCGACUCUUCUGGGAGAAGAAUUGACUCUGACGUGCAUAGCGGCCGAGGAGAUCAAGGGCAUGCUGUAUGCCCAUAAAGACCGCCAAUGGCGAACCCUCGAUCUUUUUGCUAGCCCCACGUCCCUCUUGUAUCUGGAUGAGGAAGCAAUGAAGUCCGAGCUCUAUCUAAUUCCAGAGCCUGAUUAUGAGAGGGGUAUCAUAUAUCUCCCAUAUCCAAUCAAGCCGGAGGCUCUUGCAGUUCCUAUCGACGCGCCAAUCAUCCAGGAUUCCUCUUUCUUGUCUCUUGAAGAACGCCGUCUGCAUCUAUCACUCCUCGUAGAUCCUCCUCAGCUAGACCACGAAUCUAUUCAUUACUUCGUCGUCACGGGUCUUCACAAAAAUACGUUUGACCAAGGCGUACAUACGUUCAAGAGUCACCCUGCGGAGAAUGACAAACUUAAUGUGAAGUUUGUAAUUGACCUACACGAGCCCCGACCAAAGUCGGUAUCUGUAUGCGCCAUUGUCGUUAAUGACAAUGGCGAACAUGUGCGAAGCAAGCCCAGCCUCGAAUUCCCUAUCCAUGUUCCUAUGGGUGAAUCAGCUUUCCCUUUCCACGCACUUCUUAGAGCAGAUGGCUCGCUUCUAGUAUCAUGGGUGAGGACUGAGGCCAGUGGCAUUGCGUGGGAAAAAAUGAAAGUCGCCAUAUUCAAUUCCUCUGGGUUCGAUAUUGAGAAUGCGACCGUAUCCUUUAACGAAGGCCAGGCGGUCUUCAGAAAAGAUGUCAUGAUGAAUGUCAAAGGAACGGAUAUUCUUAUCCGUAUAUUUCCAACAACACCUCACACCCAUGGCCAACUUUCCUUUUCUUCCUUCCAUAUCCCGGAGACCUGGUCAGCCACUCCUCCAGCCCAGGCGCUUCCUGGGGCAGAUAUCGUCAGCCCUAUAGGUAACUUCGCUACGAUAGUCUGUCAAUACCAGAGCGACCUCUACACGCGGAUCUUCUUUACAGCGGAUAACGGGAACAUAGUCCAGACAUACCGAAAGCACAAAUCCAAGAUCACAAGUAAGGCGAUAACAUUCAAACACGAGAACUGGAAAGUCAAGUACCUUCGUCAUUCUGGGAACGCGAUUCGAGGAGGUUCUAAUAUUGCAGCCACAGCAUAUCAAGGCAAUGGGAAAGAGAAGUGGAUGGAGUUAUUUUGGGUUGGGCCGAAGGGGAAGUUGGAGUGUGAGAUUAGUAAAGAUGGGGGAAAGCAUUUUGAGAAGUUUAAGUUUGAUAGGGAGUGGAAUAAAGAGGGCAUUGCCUCGAUGGAAAAGGGUGGAGCUGUCCUAACGGAUACGGUCGCGGGACGCAGAUAUCUUUGCUGGAUUACGGCGAAGGGCGGGUUACAAUGUAUAUAUAGACUUUCGCGGACCCCGGUAUGGACGCAACCGGAGUCUGUUGCGCCAGAUGGUAGCGUCGACAUUGCGGCAGGGGGGGGCAUGUGCUGGGUUUGUUUUGGGGUUCUAGAAGUACAUGCCGGACUUGCUUUCAUUGCACCCGAUGGUGCUGUGAAGCUUGCGGAGUACCGGGAACAUGGCAGUGAUGACGAAAGCAAUAACGGCAACAGCGCUCGAUGGCAAGUUUCCGAAAUCGCGGACCCAGGAACCGCAAAUCCGAGCUCAGCGAUCUCGGCAUACCUCUUGCAUGACAAGAACGCUUCCAACAUGAUAUUCUUCGCUUCUCCAGAUGGGGCGCUCUGUGGCUUAUAUAAAAACACCUCCCGCCGCGUCUGGGAACCCAUUAGGCCUUUUGCCGCCUCCAAAACGCUUCAUCCCCGCUCCAACAUCCUCCUCCGCGAAACGUACAACCCCGGAAAUCUGUCCCGUCAGCAGUGCAUACAGGUCUGGUAUCGCGGCGAAGAUGAAAGCUUACGAUGCACCGAGGCGUGGAUUAAAGACAACAUGUUCGAAAAGAGUCAGGAUGUAGAGGGUCUGGUAUGGAGCGAGAGGGAAGUGUUGCAGGGAUUGGAUGAGGUACUGAGAGGGCGCUGGGUAGGGGCUGUAGAUAGAGGGAGGAGUUUAAGGCAUGAGAGUGUGGGGAAGGCGAGGUGGGUGUUUGGCCAGAGGUGUGAUGGGAGGAUUGAAGCGGUGGAAAUCGGCGUUUGAGACCUAGUAUGUGUCGCAUAUAUUUUCG